This is a messenger RNA of Trichoderma harzianum CBS 226.95, 2078 nucleotides long. RefSeq lists its product as hypothetical. The record is from RefSeq and is a predicted model, not a curated record. Lineage: Eukaryota; Fungi; Ascomycota; Sordariomycetes; Hypocreales; Hypocreaceae. Gene Ontology annotation, biological process: transmembrane transport. The transcript has 3 exons. Bases 123 to 1784 code for a protein of 553 amino acids. Gene Ontology annotation, molecular function: transmembrane transporter activity.
GCCCCAUUCUUCAACAGAAGAUAAUCCCCAAGGACUACCAGUUGCUCCAAAACUGUCCAAAUUAAAGAGAAAUAAGAGAAAAAAAAUCUCCUUUAUCACGUCACUCAAAACAAACCAGGCCAAUGGAUCCGCCCAAGCAAGCGGUUCCAGUCAUAUCAGAUGGCAACACAACCGACGACACGGAAAGACAGGGGCCAUCUGAAAAUGAAAAGGCAGUCGACACUUCGCCGCCCUUGAAUCAAUCCAUCUCGUCCUGGAAAUGGUAUUCCAUUUGCGUAGGGUUGUACCUCACCGCUGUUCUAUAUGGCCUAGACACCUCCAUAGCAGCAGACGUCCAAGGCCCCGUCUUGGAAUCUCUAGGAGAAAUCGAGAAGCUGUCCUGGGUCGGCAUCGGCUUUCCUAUGGGCUCUGUCGCCACGAUCCUGUUGCUCGGCUCUCUCUAUGGUUCCUUUGAAAUCAAAUGGCUCUAUCUCGCAAGCAUAAUCCUGUUUGAAGUCGGAAGCGCUGUAUGCGGAGCUGCACCGUCGAUGAACGCCAUGAUUGUGGGUAGAGUCGUGGCGGGAGUUGGAGGAGCCGGAAUGUAUCUUGGCUGCCUCCACUACAUAGCCGUCUUCACCAGCCUCAAAGAACGAGCCCUCUACAACGCCCUCGUCGGCCUCUGCUGGGGAACAGGCUGCAUCCUCGGCCCCGUCGUCGGCGGCGCAUUCGCCAGCAGCGGCGCCACCUGGCGAUGGUCCUUCUACAUCAACCUCGUCCUGGCCGCCGUCACAGCGCCAGUCUACAUCCUCUGGUUCCCUCGCCACAAUCCCCAGCCUACAACCCCCGCAAGGGAGAAGCUAGCAGCCGUUGAUUGGGUUGGAGCCGUGCUGAACGCAGCUACUUUUACGCUCUUUAUGGUUGUUCUGGCGUAUGCUGGCACCGCUUGGGAUUGGAGUUCUGGGGGCUCAAUUGGUCUUUGGGUUGCUUUUGGCUUUUCUCUUGUCAGUUACGCUGUUCAGCAGGCGUUUUGCAUCUUCACGACUGAGCAGAACCGGCUGUUCCCCGUUCAGUUCCUCAAACGACGGACGAUGCUUCUCCUCUACUUCACGACUGCGAGUGCCUCUGCAAGUCUCUUCGUAACAGUCUACUACGUACCCCUAUUCUUCCAAUUCACCGAAAACGACUCGGCAAUCAAGGCCGCCGUGCGCUUGCUCCCCUUUAUAACGCUCAACGUCAGCUUCACCAUGGUCUCAGGCGCCCUGCUGCCCGUGUUUGGCUAUUACAUGCCGUGGUACCUACCCUCAGGAGCCCUCAUGCUAAUCGGAGGCGCGCUCAUGUUCGUCGUGAAACCCACCACCAGCGUCGGUGCGAUAUACGGAUAUGAGAUUCUCAUUGCAGUUGGUUCCGGUCUCGCGGCGCAGCUUGCCUAUGCAAUUGCCCCCGCCAAGGCAAAAGCGAACGAAACUUCCGCCGCCAUUGGAUUCAUCAAUGUAGCUCAGCUGGGCUCGAUCGCCAUUGCACUGGCAAUCUCCGGUUCCAUCUAUCAAAACCUCGGGCUGAGAUAUCUUCGGGACGCCUUGCGCGAGUUUGACUACAGCCAGGCGGACCUAAAGUCGGCACUUGCUGGCGCCAAGUCUGUUAUAUUGACGCAUAGCGAUGCACAUGUCAGGGAGCUGGCUAUUGGCGCGAUUGUAAAAACUAUCAGUUCGCUCUAUGGCCUCGUCAUUGCUGCAGCGGCUUUGACUCUGGUCAGUGCCGUGUUGAUGAGACGCGAGAGGCUGCAGUUGGAGGUUGCAGCAGGCUAGUUUGGCCUGGCUGCUAUUACAUGUAUUGGUUUUUACAAGAAAAUUGGUUUAGAUAACGGAUUCACGUAUAGACGGCAUAAAUUGAGACGUUUAGAUUAUAGUUGUCAUGUUGUGCUUUGAUAAGACAUAGCUGGAGCUAUCUGCUCACUUCCCUCCAGAAUAUAAAAAAGUUCUUCCUACAGGGCACCUAUAUGGAAAAGAAAAUGAAAAUGAUAAAAGAAAAGAUAAAUAACAGAAAUCAGAUCACCAUGCAAAUAUGCUCACGACGAAAAAAGAGCGGCGUAUCCCCCAAUG